This is a messenger RNA of Peromyscus californicus insignis, 8759 nucleotides long. RefSeq lists its product as uncharacterized. Gene Ontology annotation, biological process: defense response; cellular response to interferon-beta. Gene Ontology annotation, cellular component: endoplasmic reticulum membrane. The record is from RefSeq and is a predicted model, not a curated record. NCBI's taxonomy places the organism in Eukaryota, Metazoa, Chordata, Mammalia, Rodentia, Cricetidae. The transcript has 3 exons. The coding region runs from base 331 to 2859 and encodes 842 amino acids. Gene Ontology annotation, molecular function: GTP binding; GTPase activity.
GACUAGAAACCAAACCCUUCCCUCACUGCAGCCCCUCCCUUUAGGGACCAGAGAGGCAGGAUUCCGAUCCAGAAAAUGAAGAGCAGAGAACAAAGACUGUGAGCAGGAUCUGGAAGGAAACCCAGGCAGAUCAGCCUUUACUUAGCAGCUGUUCUGAUCUCCUGAAACUCCAGAAGCAGCACUCUGCAUCCCAUCUGGUUCCUGAACAUCCCAGCUUAGAGGAUUCCAUAGAGAGCUACUCCAGUGACCUUGCUCCCAGAGAAGAGCUGACCUCUCAGAAGGGCCACUCACAUCAUCACUCAGGAGCAGUAUUAUCACCUGCUCCCAGUCAUGGGUCAGACCUCCUCUUCUACACCCCCUCAGAAGGAGGAUCCUGUUUUGACCUCCAGCCUUGACUCCAAUCUUCAGAAUUUCAAGAUGGAAACCAAAGUCCUGUCUCAGGAAUUAACCACCUUGAUUGGAUCAUACCUAGAGGAUGGAAACCUUCGGGGAACAGUUUCUGCAAUCAGCGAUGCUCUGAGUGACAUCGAGAAAGCCCCACUGAACAUUGCAGUAAUGGGGGAGACUGGGGCUGGAAAAUCCAGUCUCAUCAAUGCUCUACAGGGAGUGGGGCCUGAUGAAGAGGGUGCAGCUGCUUCCACUGGAGUGACAUGUACAACCACUGAGAGGACAUCAUACCCAUACUCAAAGUUUCCCAGUGUGACACUAUGGGACCUGCCUGGCAUUGGGUCCACUGUCUUCCAACCACAUGAUUAUCUGAAGAAAAUCAAGUUUGAGGAGUAUGACUUCUUCAUUAUUGUGUCUUCUGGACGCUUUAAACAUAAUGAUGCAGAACUAGCCAAAGCCAUUGUGCAAGUGAAUAGGAGUUUCUAUUUUGUACGAACCCACACAGAUCAUGAUCUAAUGGUUCAAAAACAGUGUAGUCCUCGGAGAUUCAAUAGAGAGAAUGUCUUAACACAGAUUCGAAAUUCCGUUACAAGUAUACUUAAGGAAGUUACCCAGCAGGAGCCUCCAGUCUUCUUAGUCUCUAACUUUGAUGUGUCUGACUUUGACUUCCCAACGCUGGAGACCACCCUUCUAAGGGAGCUCCCAGCCCACAAACGCCACCUCUUCAUGCUCACUUUGCCAAUUGUUGCUCAUUCCACCAUAGACCAGAAGAGGGAUGCACUUAAACAGAAGAUCUGGAAGGAAUCAGUAACGCCAAGAGCAUGGGCCACCAUACCAUUUAUGGGCUUGACCAAAAAUGACAUAGAGAAGUUGGAAGAGGCUUUGAACCUCUGCAGAUCUUCCUUUGGCCUGGAUGAGGCAUCCCUGCAGAACAUUGCUGAGGAUUUGCACAUGCCACUAGAGGACCUCAAGGCAAACAUUAAGUCUCCACAUCUGUUCUCAGAAGAGCAGGGUAAAUCCUUAACAGAUAAACUAUUAGAGUACAUUAGCCGUCCUUACUUUUCAAAGGCGUUCCACUUGCAAAAUUACUUCAUUGACACUGUGGCAAAUGAUGUUAAAAGUCUCCUUAGCAAAGAAGAGCUUUUUAUGGAGAAGCCUCUUCUACUGCAAACAGCUACAGGCAAGCUUUCCAGAACCUCUGCUCCAAUGGCUCACCUUUUGGCAUCCAGCUUUGAAAACUUCUUUAAGAAUUUCAAGAAGGAAAGCAAAAUCCUCUCUGAGGAAACCAUCACCUUGAUUGAAUCCCACCUGGAGAAUAGGAACCUUACAGGAGCAGCUUCUGUGAUCAGCGAUGCUCUGAGAAACAUCGACAGAGCCCCACUGAACAUUGCGGUUACGGGAGAAACAGGGGUGGGCAAAUCCAGCUUUAUCAACGCCCUGAGGGGAGUGUGGGAUGAAGAAGAAGGUGCAGCCCCCACUGGGGUGGUAGAGACAACCAUGAAGAGAACGCCAUACCCACACCCAAAGCUUCCCACAGUGACAAUCUGGGACCUGCCUGGCAUUGGGUCCACCACCUUCCCACCACAGAACUACCUAACUGAAAUGAAGUUUGGUGAGUAUGACUUCUUCGUUAUCAUCUCGGCUACACGCUUCAAAGACACUGAUGCACAUCUGGCCAAGGCCAUCGCCAAGAUGAAUACCAAGUUCUACUUUGUCCGCACCAAGUUAGAUCAUGAUUUGAGUAAUGAACAGAGGAGAAAACCUAAGACUUUCAAUAGGGACAGUGUCUUAAAGAAAAUCCGAGAUGACUGUUCAAAGCAUCUCCAGGAGACCCUCUCCAGUGAGCCUCCAGUCUUCUUGGUCUCUAACUUUGAUGUGUCCGACUUUGAUUUCCCAGAGCUAGAGACCACCUUACUGAGCGAGCUCCCAGCCCACAAGCGACACAUCUUCAUGAUGUCCCUGCACAGUGUUACAGAGACUGCCAUUGACCGGAAGAGGGAUUUCCUGAAACAGAAGAUCUGGCUGGAGGCCUUGAAGGCGGGAGCAUGGGCCACCAUUCCACUUGGGGGCUUGAUCAGAGAUAAAACACAGAAGGUAGAGGAGACCUUGGAUCUCUACAGGUCUUACUUUGGGCUGGAUGAUGCCUCACUGGAGAAUAUUGCCAAGGAUUUUAAUGUGUCUGUGAAUGAAAUCAGGGCACACCUUAAGUCUCUCCAUUUGCUAACAAGGACCAAAGACAUGUCCUUGGAAGAAAAAUUAUUGAAAUAUAUUGAAUAUAUUUCCUCCGUUACUGGGGGGCCACUGGCCACAGGCCUUUACUUUAGAAAGACUUACUAUUUGAAAAGUCUCUUCAUUGAUACCGUGUCAAGUGAUGCUAAGACUCUUCUCAAUAAGGAGGAGUUUUUGUCACAGAAGCUGGGGUCAUGCGUGUCUGAUGACCCAGAGUACUGGGAUGCAGCUAUGGAGCUAUGAGGCAUGUACCUUCCGGCUGGCUUUGGGCACUGACUUACAGCCUACUUUGAAGUAGCAAUCAUUUUCAGCGAAAGACCAGAGGAUUCACCAUCCCUUUCCUCUUUAAGAGACAGACUGUCACUGUGGCAAGUGGAAGACUUAUCAACCAUGUAAAAACACAUGAGAAAGGCUGUCUCCCAUUAAAAUAUCAUGUAUUAUAAUACAUAGUUUUAUACAUAUGACUUACAAUAUUUUUGUCCAAUUAAACUUGGAUCUUUUGUCUCACAGAGAUUCUCCAGGCAUUGACACACUUUCCUAAGAUGAAGAACUUAGUUUCCUGCCUUGGUGGAUAUCUUUUGAUGUUCAUGAAGUACAGGAGGCUGGUUCCCAGCACACAUCUCCACAUGAAGUGGUAUCUCCUGGACAUGAUAGACACAUGGUAGAUAAGAUUGUGACCAUUGUUCCUUCUCCCUCCAGGAUGGACUCAAGAGACACAUGGUAGAUGGGACUGUGACCACUGCCCAUGAUCCCUCCAGGUAACGCAUGGUUGGGUGAACACAUCUGCAGGUCCUCUCAAUCCUUGAAAACAAGGAUAUUUUAUUCCAUAUCCUUCAUCAGUCAACCUGAAUGAGUUCAAACUUCAGCUUGUAGGCCGCACAAGCGCUGAUUAAAUUGUCUUUCCUUGUGGUAAGAUCACUCCAAAACACUACCUACUGUUUCAUGUCCAGUGGGGGUGUUAGUACUUUCCUUUGCUUGAGAGGAUCAGCAUGAGGAGCUGUAGACAGCUUAUUUGUCCACAGCAUCCUACUGAGAACUGGUAUCACUUUUGGACAUCUAAUAUCACUCUUUGCUAAAAUUCCAGUGUUGCUUUCUGUAUGUAUAGCAGCCCUUCUAGAAGGUGAGUAAAGAGUCGUGCAUGGGAUCCCAUGUGCAGAAAGCAAGCAUGGACAUUUUAGCUCUGCCUUGGUGUUCUUCAGAGAACAGGAAGCAAUAUAUCAUAUCCAUAUCUCCUUAUAAUUAUGUUUGGAUCUCUAUAGCAUUUGUAUUAAUUCCUUUUAUGUCACAGUCCUAAACACCUGGCAGAAACUACUUAAGAGAAGAAAGUUUUAAUCUUCCUCACAGUUUUGGAGCCCUGCACUCUGUCAUAUGGAAGGGACCUGGUGAGAGGAAGAACUCGCUGUAGGAGAAGGCUGGGAGCGAGGUGGCAGAAAGAGCUAGGUGACAACAAGGGGCAGGAGAAACAAGUCCUGGCCCUCGUGACCUAACCCCUACCUCCUGAAGGCUCAGCCACAUUCACAACUGUUUGCCGGCCGUGCUGGGGACCAGGUGUUUAACACAAGAGCAUGUGGUGGUCUUCAAACCACAGUACUAUCAUAUCCAUAACUUAUCAUGUCUCUCUCUUCAAUUUCCUCUCCUCCUUUCUCUUCCUCUUUCCCUCAUCUCCCUCUCUCUUCUCUUCUUUAUCCUUCUCCUCUUCUUCUCCCUGGUUUCUCUCUCUCCUUCUCUCCCUGCCUCUGUCUCUCACUGGCUCACUCUGCUGUGUGCCUUGGCAAGCACAUAAUCAACAGGGCAGCCUUGCAGCCUGGAAUCCUUGGAAAAGUUGAUAGUACAGCUUCUGUCCAAACAGUAAUAAUUGUUUCCUUUCCUUCUUGGGAGUGUCAAGGUUUGCUUUGGUUUAUUUUUGUUUACCUCUAAGGUCUUCAAUUGGUUAGACAGGGGUAUUUACAGUAGAGGAGGGUCAUCUGAAGUAGUCAAAGCCUCAUGCUUUAAAAUAUAAUCUCAUCUAAAAAUUACUUUAACCAAAACAUCUAUACUGGUGUGUUGCUUGCUCUGCAGCUGGGGUCCCACUGUCUCUGAUCCUGGGGGGAGGGGGUGAAUAGACACAGAACCAAACGACACAGGCUCUUGGAGAUUGUAAGCAAUCUCGUUUAUUAAACAAAGGACUGAGGUAUUUAUGUGUAUACUUUUUGGUGGGCUCUGCUUCCAGCUGCUGUGGUGUUUCCUGGUUGGCUCUGGGUCAUAUGUCAACAGUGGUCAUCUUGAGGGUCCAGUUUCAGGUUCCUCUGGGUCCGGAUACUACUGCACAUGUCAGAUCUCUCUGUUAGCUUAAGGCACAGCCCAGUGCUCUAGGCCUUAUCUGCCUCACUGGUGUUUGGUAAAUACUUGGGUACUGUCUUUGUUAGGGUUUCUAUUGCUGCAAAGAGACACCUUGAGACCGGCAACUCUAAUAAAGGAAAAAAAUUAAUUGGGACUAGGUUACAGUUCAGAGGUUUCAUCCAUUAUCAUCCUGAUGGGUGGCAUGCAAGCAGACCUGGUGCUGGAAAAGGAGCUGAGAGUUCUGCACCUUGAUCCACAGUCAGUAGAAGGAGUCUGUGUUCCACACUGGGCAUAACUUGAGAGUAGGAGACACGAAAGCCUGCCCACCCUACAGUGACACACUUUCUCUAACAAAGCCUCACUUCCUCAUAGUGCUACUCCCUAAGGAGGCCAUUUUAUUUCAAACCGCCACAGGUACCAUCACCUAGACAAGAUAAUAUGUAAACUUAAUUUCCUCAAGCCCCGUAAUUAUCCUAACCCACUGUAUACCAGCAUAUAUAUGCAAAUAUAUAUAUAUAGUUAAAAAGUUAUAGUUACAAUGUACUUACUUGUAGAUACAGUGUGACAAUGUGACUCAAAUAAACAACACAUAAUUAUCAAAUCUUGAGAGAUGGCUCAGCAGUUAAGAGCACUGACUGCUCUUCCAGAGGACCUGGAUUCAAUGGCCAGCAUUCACAUUACAACUCAUAACUGUCUGUAACUCCAGCUCCAGGGCAUCUGACACCCUCAGAGAGACAUGCAUGCAAGCAAAACACCAAUGAACAUGAAAUAAAACUAAAUAAAUCAUUUUUUAAAGUCUGAGAAGUCAGGCUUCCAUAUUCUUACUCAUAUUAAAAUUAUUGUUACUAACAGAUAAUAAUUGCCACUAUUAAUAAGUCCAUGUAUAUAGUAGAUGCUGACCAAUUGAGGAUACAUUUAUCAUUUUACUGUCCUUGCCCAGUCUCUGGGGCAUCUGAGCAUCUCUGUUGUGCUCAUUCAUAAAGAGCAUCACAGGUUAUUUUAAAGAAUAAUCUCUGUGCUGCAGCACAUCACAACCUACUCCUUCCAUUUAACCCUUUUGGGACCUGUUCUCCAAACUCUCUCUGUUCCUCUCUUCACCUUUCUAGCUUCUAGGAAUCACUAUUCUACAGUCACAUCAACCACUGGAGUGUACCACAGCAAGUGUGUAGUAUUCCUAAGUAAUUUCUACUCUUCCUGAUUCAUUGUCCUCUGUGACACCAUCUACUGAGCAGUCUGCUCUUGGUGACCACUUACCUGCCUCUGUGUCAUGGAGAACACCCAGGACCCAGUCUCAAGGAGGCUUUAAUCUAUUUCUGUGUGGUUCAACACUAACAGUCACAGUGGGAAGCCAUUACUGUAGUGUAUGUAGCAAGGGAAGCUGUCAGUAGAGAAGUCCAUUAUGAACAGGAGGCUUCUUGUCAUGUAUAUGGGAAGUGUUUCUAUACAUCACAGGUUUGUGUGUGAUGGUUUAUAUGGACUGUCAACAUGACAGGAUCUAGAGUCACAUUGGAGACAAAUCUCUGGGAAUGUCUGUAAGGGAUUAUCUGAUUAAGUUAAUCAAGAUGGGAAGACCCGCCAUAAAUGUGGGCAGCACCAUUCCCUAGGCUGGAGCCUUGUACGGCAUAAAAUGGAGAAAGCCAACUGAACACCAGCCUUCAUCUCUCUCUGCUCCCUGACUGCAGGUGCCAUGUGAUCAGCUGUGUUUCCCAUCACAACGGACUGUAGCCUUGAACUGUGAACCCAAAUAAACUCCUUCCCUCUUAAAUUGUUUUUGCCAGGGUAUUUUAUCACAGUAACAGGAAAACUAAUACAAGUAACUGUGCGGCUAGGCAGUUGUGGCACACACCUUUAAUCACAGCACUCAGGAGACAGAAACAGGAGAUCUCUGUGAGUUUAAGGCUAGCCUGGUCUACAGAGCAAGUUCCAAGAUAUCCAAGGCUACACAGAGAAAUCCUGUCUUAGGAUUUCUAGUGCUGUGAAGAGACACCAUGACCAUGACAAUUCUUAUAAAAGAAACAUUUAAUUGGGGAAGUUCUAUCACAGUUUCAGAAGUUCAGCCCAUUAUCAUCAUGGGUUUUUUCUCCUCAAAAUUUACAUUUUGUAAUUUACUCUGCUCAGAUUGUUCCUUUUCAUUAUAAAUCUUCAUUAGAGUUAACACUAAUAACUACAAUGAAAGAGUCUAUACUAGGCUAUUUUGAGAAUUUUUCUGCCAAUGGAAUUAAUCCAAAAGUCUUAACUUCAACCUCAGGCAGACUCUUUGGACAAGGGCAAAAGGCAGCCACUUUCUUCACCAAAAUAUCACAAGAAUGAUCUACUAAGGCAACAUACUAAAAUUCUUCUCCUCUGUAACCUCAUGAGCAAACUCCCACAGUUCUUCAAAUCACAUUCAACACCACUGUCUUCCAUGCUCAUACUAGUAUGGCCCAUUAAGCAGUAUUUAAAGCAUUCAACUGCUUUUCUAAUCCACAGUCCCAAGGUACUUGUUCCUUCAAAAAAAAAAAAAAAAAAGCAUGGUCUGGCCCAUCACAGCAAUACCUCUCUCCUGGUACCAACUUCUGUUUGAGUUAGGCCUUCUAUUGCUCUGAAGAGACACCAUGACCAUAGCAACUCUUAUAAAGGAAACAUUAAAUGGGGUAGCUCAAGGUUUCAGAAGUUCAGUCCAUUAUCAUCCAGGGAUCAUGGCAGCAUGCAGGCAGACAUGGUACUGGAGAACUAACUGGGAGUCCUACAUUGCAGGAAACAGGAAAUGUUCUGAAAGUAGGAGUGAGGGAAAAUUGAAAAAAGAGACCUCGAAGACCACCCCCACAGAGACACACUUCUUCUAAUGGGGCCACACCUACUCCAACAAGUCACACCUCCUAAUAGUGCCACUCCCUAUGAGCUUAUGGAGUCCAAUUACUUCAAACUACCACAAACCUUAUCUCAAAAACAAACACAAAACAAACAAACAAAAACAAAACAAGUAAUUGCCCAUUGAUUAUCAACAAUGAGCUUCUACCAAUUCAACUUGUGGUGUAUUGCAAACGUCCAGUCUAUUUAUACUAUGUGUGGUAUUGAUAUGUGGUAUGUGUGGUAAGUGUGGAGUGAAUGAGCAUGAAUCCUGCCUGCAGUUUGUUGAAACAUCAAAAUGCUGUACUAAGUGAUAAAUGCUUAAAACUGUACAAGGAAAUCACUGUUUGAACACAAGAGAACAAAAGCUGUAGGAAGACAGUCCUCAUGGACAUUCCAGACCCAGAUAAAUACCCAGAGGAAUACCUGAACUGCACAUUUUGCAGCUGUGUGCCUUCACUUCUAUGUCUACAGUGAAUGAACGACUAGACAGGACAAUCUCACUGUCGAAGCAGGACAUCAGAAACUUCAGUCCCAAGUGCACACCCAGCAGGGAGGGAUGCCAAAGUCCGUCUGCACAUUCAACCUCACCCUAAGCAGCAAAACAAUCAUUGAUUUUUUUUUUCUCAUUAGUCCAAUGAAGUACGGAAAACAAACAAGAAGGAAGCUAUGGGAAAUCUAAGGCCAGUUCUAGUGUCUGCAGAUGGCAUGGAGUGUAUGUGUCCACGCAUGGAGAUGUGGGAGCUUGAGAGACUAUGCCCUGGAGUCCAUUGAGCCUCCUCCAUUGAGUUAUGGAUUCUGUGAGAGGGAAAAUCCAUUUUCUUUAAAGACGGGCAUGAAUCCUGGUAGAAAAAAAGAGUGACCCCACCCUCAUGGACAGCACAAAUUGGACUCUGGAUUGUAAUUUAUAAAAGAGACAAAGAUGACAUGAAUUUGGAAGGAAAUAUGGGAUGUAGGAGUGGGCCUAGGCAGAGUCAGGGGAAGACUGGGAGUGA